CCGGCAUAAGAAGCAAGUAAAUAUUUAUUCUGGACCUAACCCCAUUCAAAAAGCUAAUAAUCUAAAAAUAUUAGUAAAGGAGUUAUCAGAGUAAACAAUUCUAUAAUUUACACGUGGAAACAUCCAUUGUCGAGCAGGAGUCUCUGCCAGUUUUUUACUUCACCUCCAACCGAAAAUAUGCAAGGCCAGCGGCACUGCUUGGCGCUCUUUUUUUCUGUUUUACAUAAAACAUAGAGAAGUAACGUAUAAAGGUACAUCAAAUUUGAAGACAUUUAGCAGAAACGAAGAUUUCUUUCCAGCGUUGACCUUAGCCUGAUCUUCUGCUGGAUUUUGGUUAUUAAUGCCUACGGUGACUCAACAAAAUUCGACGCAACAUUUUUGACUUCCUAGUCGAGUUCACAGACACACACGCUCUCUGGUGGCGACUACGGUGACAGAGAUCAAUCAGGGAUCAACAAUAUUGUUGGGUGUACAAUUAAGUGUUGUCUGCUCUAAACAAUAUUGUAGGGUGCAUAAGUGCAAUCUGGUUUGAAAAAUAUUGUAGAGUGCAAAAUUAUAGCCUGGUCUGAACAAUAUUUUAAGGUGCCUAAAUGUCGUCUGGUCUGAACAAUAUUACAAAGUACUUAAUUAUGUGUCGUCUGGUCUUAUCAGCACCAACCUAAUGCAAUCCAUAAAACUGACCAAUCAACAACCUAAUGCAGCAUACACCUCACUUACUGACACAAUCAUCAACCUAAAGAAUCGCAGCUGAAGAUGCAGAACGAACCGAAUGACAGUUCUGCACAAGGUGUAUUUUUCCGUAGUGACCAAUUCAGCGAUGCGAGUGGCACAAGUUUUCCCAUUUUAGGAAUUAAUGAAGAUAUAUGGAAAAUAACCCGAAAUAUCAGUGAAGAAAACGAUGAAUAUCAUUCAACUGCACUGAUUUCAAGUAAUUAUCCAAAUCAGGGAACUGAAUUCACGGUCUAUAAUAAUUUUGUUCACAACACAAAAGAUCAACCAUUACUUUUUCCAAUCACUGAACGUCUUUGGACUGAGAAUGGUUUUCCCGACAACACCGCAAAUCCUUUUUCUCAAGAGGCAGCGUCACUGCUGGCGCAGAGUCACCUUCACAGCAGCGCAAGUGUGAUUUCAAGCCCUUGGCAAACUUCUGAUAGAACCGGCGACGAAGGUCCGUUGGGUGUAAUAGCAAGACGCGUCAAUGAAUUCAAUGAUCAGAAUUUGCCGGAAAACGAGUCAAUCACUUCAAAUCUCGUAAAUAAAUUUGGGCCGUCAUGCCUGAUCGACGGUAUCGAAGUCGGGCCUCAUUACCAAAGCUUUAACCACAACGCAGAAAAUUCUUCAGCUCUGUGCAAUGUCAAGCCAGCCCCUACGAUGCCAUUAAACGACUGGGAAAUGAGGCCGCAAGUCAGUCAUAUUCAAAGCAACGAUUUCAGAACAUCUUUUGACGCAGAGAAUGCCAAUUUAUCUAGUCCGAUGCCCAUGUCUAUUGAAGACAGAAAUUUUGUACAAAAUUCUUUCCCGACUUUGACAUAUUUCAUAGAUCCAAGCUGUACUGGUGGAAACAAUACGAAUUAUUCUUCAGGACUCGGGUUUCCAGAUUGCCAAUGCAGCACUAGCAACUUUUCAAAUAUUCCAUCGCAACAGCCACAAAGCGCAAUGAAGCCUGUAAACAACAUUAACUUUACCGUCGCUGACGGCAGUUUUGACGAGUUCGCUAGGACCAUCGUCGAACGCUAUGAGACAGCUGAGUUAGUGGGAGCCCCUCUUGGGAGAGGUGAGACUCAAUCGCAAGAUCAGGUAGACGACGCAAAUUUUAGAACCGACAGUCAAGAUUUAGCAGAAAAUAUUUCGGAGCGGUUGAGAUUUCCAGAUCAGUCUUAUUACGAUUCCAGUUUUCAGGAAAGUGAUAAUGAUCAAAAAGCGGAAUCUUCCAUAUUGCCAACUUUGAUCGACGAAUGUUACCGCCCGCGACAUCAAUUAAAUGAAGUUAUUGUAACGAAAUUGGAAAAAGAAGAUGAAUUAGAUAAGACUACUUACCCCUCACGUAUCAAUCUAGCUUUAAAUGAUGGUAAGAACCACGUGAGUAGCGGAAUUCAGUCGACCACUUCAGACACAGAUUUCUGUAAUCAGAAAUGUGAAAAUCAUACCCAUGCUUUACAAAGAAACCCUGAUGAUGCUCCAACCCCUCGAAAACUUGAUCAGCUUGAACGACCACUUCUGUCAUCUAAUUCAACUAAACCUUUAUCAACAUUAGCCGUCUUCACGACCCUAGAAACAAAAUUCCAAAACGCAGACAUUAUAUCGGCGGCCCAUCUUGAAAGUUGCCCUAAUCCUAGCCUAGAUACAUCAUCGCAAUCUACCGAGUGUCAUGGAAAUUACGGUAGUAAUCAGCGAGCAGUCCCACUCCAUUCACGCAAUAGAGAGGUAGCGAGUUCGACUAAAAGAAGAAGACACAAACGAGAAAAAACCUUCAAAAAGAGAGAGGAGAAUGCGAGGACUGAAACGAAUGAUGGUUGCAGAUUCCCACUACCUGAUCUUCAGAACCAAAAUGAAUUGGUCCAAUCUAUCACUCCAUGCGGGUCACUGCACGCGUCAAGUUCAACAAAACCUCUGGAAGAAACAGGUACAUUUGAAAAACCUUCCAAACAUGAUGCAGCUACAAUAAAUUCAGGAUCCAAUUGUUAUACAUCUUUAAUGAAGACGAGAUCCUCGAAAAAAAUGGGCCCAAAAUUUCGAUCCUCCCAUAAAACGUCAGUUGGUUCUGGAAGCAGCUCGAAAAUUUGCGGUGUCUGUGGUGACGCGGCUAAAAGCAUGCAUUUCGGUGGGAUGGCUUGCGAUUCUUGUAAGGCUUUUUUCCGGCGGUCGGUGCAGGGGAAAUGUUGGGUUGAGUUUCGGUGUCCGAUGAACAAUUCGUGUUCAAUCAGUAAGAAAAAUCGGAAAAACUGUCAGUACUGCAGGUUUUCAAAAUGCAAGCAGAACGGGAUGAAAGUUUCAUGGGUGAUGACGGAAGCAGAAAGAAUGAAUUUGUGGAAGAACCGUCUGUCGAAACACAAAGAAGUGACAACGACUAAUGCAUGCAUAGUAAAUGAGCAGGUAAGGCAGAGCUCUGAAGAUUUGGACAACCCGGCGGCAUAUUUAACGAAUGAAGAGAACACUAGUGUUUGUAGCGGUACCGGUACUACAGAGGUGCAAUGGGAAGCCGUGUGUGAUGGAAAGCGAUUCCCUUUAGAAUAUGAAAGCGCAAACGAUCUAGAAUGCAUGCCAGAUAAUGAAACUGGAAUUGACUCUUUGAAUGUAACCAAAUCGAUCAAUAACGCAAACGAUUUCAGGAACAAGAUCGUUGGGACGAGUAUUACAAAUUUUUCAGCGGAGCAUCCUUUGGGUAAUGAUGACGUCGUCACUAUCAACAACAUCAUCGCCCUUCUAACCUCAAUUUUCCUAAACAAUCCGUACCCACAUUUUUGCGAAGGUGAUUCACUAGAAGCGUUGACUCACAUGUUCGUGAGCGUAUGCAAGAAGAUGGGGUCGUUUUUUCACAGGACUGCUGAUUACCGCAGUUUAUCACCAAAUGACCAAUUUCACUUGCUUCGGACUGGGAUUUCCACUUCAAUUUAUUUACAUGGUGCUUAUAACUUUGAUCAAAAGUCUAUGUCAUGGCCACGAGAAUCUGGCCUAGAGGCUUUAAGGUCCCCCAUGGUGUCAGGCGAAACGGUAUUGCAGCUUGCUAGGAAAUCAGAAACCUUCAUUACUCUCAUUGAAUUCCUCAUGAAAUACAGCAAUGAUCUACAAGACGAAGGAGUGCUCGCCAUCAUGUCGCUCAUUACUUUGUUCCAAAUCAACGACCAGAGUGACCAUGUUAUAGACAAGUUUGGUGUGAUCGAACGUAGAGAAAAAUACCUGCAACUCCUGAGUCGUUACCUUCGUUACCGGCAAGGUGAGCACGGUUCCUUGGUGACUCUCCCUAAACUAGUAGUCUGUUUAAAUGAUCUACUCAAAAUCGCAAAAAACCAUUCGAACAUCGACAUCCAACCGAACAUCCAUAUUCGAAAUGCCAUCGCUGUGAGUAAAUCAUCGGUCUCAUACGCGCGUUUCAUGGACUCGAUCAUGUCUCUUAUGGCCAAUUUAGCCGUGGAACCUUUCCCGACUCAUUCGACGAUCCAGCCUUCUGGAGACAAUUCGGCGUCUCAAGAGAACAAAGGGAAAAAUGUUUCAACAAAGUUCUAUCAUCCAAUUACCGAUGCAAUCUUCGGUCAAGAAAUUUGUACCAAUAGGCUCAUUAAUUACUCCAUGGACAGCAUCAGUAUGCCUCGCGAAUCGCCUCUGACGAUUCAUAGAGUCCCUCAGUUUGAACUAGACGUGAGCAGCAAGUUUGCGCUCGUGAAGAAGAUUCUUGACAUGAAACGAGCCACGACCGAAGCUAACAUUGAUGCCCCAAGUGCAGUUGUUGCGGUGCCAAGCUCUUUGAAUUUAAGCGAUGGUUGUGUGGCAAAACCUCUCCUUGAGGAUGCAAAUUCAAUCAAAAAACGCGGCAUUGAAGUUCUGUGUGACGUUCUCGUGUACGUUUCUAGGAGCAAAGACCCAGAAGCCAUCAGGGCGUUGCAGAAAUGCCUACCUCCGCGUGUCCUCGAAAAUUUAGCUAAGAAAUUGAACGUUAAUAAUGGAGAAAAUAAUUAGUCAUUUAUAGAAUGAAAAAUAUCAUCCAAAUUGAUAUUUAAUUACAAGGGAAAUUUUGCAACUUUGAUUUUGCAGCAUCCCCAAAGAACUUUAUACAUUACUUCGGAACCUUGACAGGGCCAAGGCAAAUCUUGCGCCGUUAGAUAAAAUUUUCAGAGAGAGUUGAAAUGAUUUUAAACGAAAUUAAUUUUAGCUGGAAAAUAUGAAUACACGCAUUUUGCACUGAACCUGUUUCUAUAACGAGCUCUCUUCUGAGCAUACAAGUAAGUUAUUCACCUUAUUCUUGAAAUGUUAAACAACCAGUGCGCUUCGUGUUUACAUAGUCGUCUUCUGCAUCACAAAUGACCUGAGAAUAAGAACGAUUUAUGAGAAAGUGAAAUAGGAUUUGGUUAGCCAUCGAAAUAAUAUCCACCAAAGAUUUCCAAGACUCAACAUUAAGAUGGUAGUGUUUCACCAGCGGGAUGAGUUACGGUUAAGAUGGUGGAGUUUCACCGGCGAGGUAAGCUACGAUCAAGAUUGCAGAGCUACACUAUAUAGCGAGGUGCGUUAUAUUUAAUACUGUAGUAUUUUAGUACUGAUAAUGCUGCAAUUAACAUUGUAGAGUUUUAUCAUUCAGAUGAGCUACAAUCAGGAUUGUAGAACUUCAAGAGCGGACAAUUAAUAUUGCAGCGAGGUGAGCUACAUUGAAAACAGUAGAGCUUCCCAGCUGGUGGAGCUAAAAUUAAGAAUGUAGUUCUAUAGAGUGGGUUUCGUUUGUCAUCAAAUAGCCGUUGUUGAACGUGAACUUUGUCUUAGUCGAAAGUUCAGUGUGAGCCAAGAGAAAAAAUGCUUGAUGAUGACGAAACUAUGCUUCGUGAGUUACUUUCCUGGUAUUAAUUAUUGUUAUCAUGAACCUGGAAAAAGUUCAUAAUAUAUAUAAGCGAUUAUUGGCUUAGCUUUAUCCAUGUAAGUAGUGGUCUUCACCUAAUCAAUCGGCCAGUAAAUGACGCGGGCGCAACGUGCGUCAAGUACCAGCUAGGGAUCGGUGCGUUUUUCUUGGGGAAUCGUGCAAUUUUUAAUUAAUUUUAUUCGGCGCAUGCAUCGAUGACGGCACAUAACUCUCGAUCUCCGCCACGCCUACGUCGUGGAGGGAUCCUGAUUCCUAGCUUGUGCUGUUGGUCGUCUUCGUGGUGGACAUCGUUGGUCAGUCCAAACGUCAAAGCUAUACCGUCAAAACCUUGGGCGCCGGAAUGUGGAUUACUGCCCCGCAAGAAUCGAGAAACUUCAACACCCGCGGCCCUCUACUCUUUCAUUUGACAGCCUGCUUCUUUAGAGAACUCUUUCCGUUUUUUCUCAUCUGAUGUUCCUUCUAGUUGUUCAGGGACUCCACUCCUGCUGCUCUGCUCUUGUGCCCGCGUGGCUACUUACCGAGGAUACUCUUUCCUGUGCUCCUGAUUAAGGGUUUAGAAUUUAGAUCCACAAGAGGACUGACUAUAGGCGUGCGUUCCAUCUCAACUCAGCAAGCUGAUUCUGUCCCUUAUGUAGCCAGGCUCAUGUUGCCACGAGAAAAAUCAUAAUUCAAUAUUACAUUUUUGCCUCUACCUCCGGUAUCCUAAACGACGAUUCUUGAGCUGCAUUCUCUCCCAUGGACCGGCCGUCAGCCUAGCCAUCAUCAGCACGCAUCUUUUCCUGUGCAAAGCCCAAGUCCUCCAUGUCACCCUGUGAACUCCGAAUAAAUCCGCAUCUCCCCAUUCUGAUCCACCUGCCGGUUUCUCACUCAAUAAUUGACAAUACGUAUGUCAAAGAUACAUAGUCAUUUUAGUAGCUACUGAAGCUGCAGCAAAAAUCGUACCGAAAAAAUUUCUUCGUGAAUUUUGUGUUAUUCGGUGUUAUACGGUGUCAGUGUUAUGUUAAUAUAUAUGUUUAUAUAAAAAGAGCUCAGGUCAACCAGCAGAACCGAAUUGAGUUUUCAUAAAAUUUAAGUCAUUUUUUUAGAAAAGCAAAUCUCAUUACGCUUGUUGCGCGCUAAAAAUCUCUUUUACGCUAAUUCAAAAUACAAAUAUUGGAGUGAUUUUGUGCCAUGAUUUCACGAUAAAGGAACAGUUCCCCCACAA
This is a messenger RNA of Hyalella azteca, 6767 nucleotides long. RefSeq lists its product as uncharacterized. Lineage: Eukaryota; Metazoa; Arthropoda; Malacostraca; Amphipoda; Hyalellidae. The transcript is spliced from 2 exons. Bases 754 to 4674 code for a protein of 1306 amino acids. Gene Ontology annotation, molecular function: RNA polymerase II cis-regulatory region sequence-specific DNA binding; nuclear receptor activity; zinc ion binding. The record is from RefSeq and is a predicted model, not a curated record. Gene Ontology annotation, biological process: negative regulation of transcription by RNA polymerase II; positive regulation of transcription by RNA polymerase II; cell differentiation.